UGCUAAAAUUGUUUUCUUUUAUAUUUACUAUGCUUGUCAAACUCAUGAUUAAAAAUGGUCAUGAGCUAAAAACACUUGAAUUUAUACAACAUUUUUAUGUUAAUAUUACUGAAUCAAUGUGUAUGAAAUGGUUUUCUUGGGAUUAAAUUGCAAUUUUCAGUUGUGAUUUUUAUGCUCAAGAUGGAAAACACACUUGGUUGUCUAGCAAUAAAAACUAAAAAAAUAAACACAUCUUCUACUCAGAUACUCAGACAGUGAUACUCUUAUAAGUUCAGAAAAGCCUAGUACCAAGUGUUGUUAGGCAGUCACUGCUUUCUUUGAUCCACUUCCAUGAUAAGUUGAUGCUGUCAUACACUGCUUACUUUUCUGUAUAAUCACUUUUCAAUCAUUAACAUGUAACAUCUGCAUUCAAGCCUUCUCAUAGGAAAUUAUUUUGAAGUCACUGCUCCAAAAUGCUUAUGAAAAGUUAAAGUAACAUAAAGGAGAUUUGCAGAGAAUUCCUUAAUGGAGAUACAAAUUUCAUCUCUAUAGAUUGGGAAUUAUGAACCUAAAGGACUAGAGAGGCCAAGAGAGUAGCAAAAUAGAAUGAAAAUAACUAUGUAACCUGUGGAAUGCUGAAGAGCAAGUGCCAGUCUAAGGAACAAUCAUUCCUUAGCUGCACAAAACACUUGUACAGUAGAUUCCUGUAAGCAGAUGACCAGUGUUCAAUCCCAUAUUUAAAGACACCAUCAUCUCACUGAUUAGCAUGGGCUGGCAAGAGAUUAUAUACCCAAAGCACAUUAUUUUAAUACCACUUAAAAUAUAAUUUUGAAUUGUGAUAUAUUGUGAAUCUAGUAGUCUACAUGGAGGAAAUUAAAAAACUAAAUGUUUAUGAAGCAUGUGAUUCUAUUUAGUAUAUUUGCAUAUCACGUAAUGUACACCUGCCUAUGAAGACCCCUUGGGAGAAAUUUCUGUCUGUCCUUUGGAACAAAAUUGUUGUAUUUAUACUGUGAACAAAUGGGUCACUGUAUAUUAAAAGUAAAAUAUGUAGAUUUGGAAGCCAUCAUUCUAUACCAGGAGCUGGUAACUUUUUACAUGUAUAUUUCAGAUAACCAUAUGCCUCUAUAUGUGUCUUUGAGCUAUAUCUUGCGUGCAAAAUUUAAUCUAAAUUCAUGACCAAGCUCUAGCAAAUUGUCUUCAUCUUCCAAUAUAUAUUUUGUCUUCAACUUAUUCUUUAUUUUUAUUUCCUCUUGAGUCAUUUCUUCAUCAAUCUGCUUUAUUUUUUUUGGUACUUUAUAGUUAUACAUAGUAGAAGGACUCCUUGUUACAUUUCAUACCUAUACACAAUAUUACAAUACACUUUGGUCAGUCUAUUCCCCAGUAUCUUCCCUUUCUCUCUUCUUGUCCCUCCCUGGUCCAAAAUUUUAUUUAUAAUAUAUAUACACACACAUACAUACAUAAAACUAUUGAGUUUUAUUCACCUUAAAGAAGAAUGAAAUUAUGUCAUUUGCAGGAAAAUGGAUGGACCUUGAGAGCAUUAUGUAAAGCUAAGUAAGCCAAACUCAGAAAGUCAGAGGUUGUAUAUUUUCUCUUGUAUGUGGAAGCUAUAGAGAAAAAAGGAAAAUAAAAUGCAUGAAGAGUAAGGGAUAAUCCCAGGGGAUCCAUUUCCUUUAACAUUUUUAUUACCUUGUAAUUUAACUUGUUUUAUUAUAUAUAAGUAUGUAGACAAUCUUAGAACUUUGGGGAGUGGGCAGGAUUAAAGAUACAGGAAUAAGCAACUUUCAAAAACUAAUCAUCAAAACUUUUCUUUUUAUGAUGGCAUUGCUCAUGAGGUACAUGGCAAAUGCCAAUCUGUUUGUUAAUAGACAUAACUGAAUGAUGAUAGCAAAAUCUGUACAUUUUUAUGUAGAUUGAAGAUAUUUUUACAUGUGUUGUGGAUUAAUAUGUGGUACUUUAUGAUAAAAUGGUUGUUCACUUUCUAAAUUUAGUGCUAGGAGCAGAUUAUAAACAGAGGUUUAUCCUUUGUGAGUAUGCAUGAUUGCCAUGAGUACAUGGCACCUUUGUAUGAUUUAAGACAAAGGGUUCUGUCUUCCAGAGAGCACAGACUAAGGUCAGAACUUGGUAAGGAUUAUAGCCCCAGUUCCCUCAGGCCAGGAGUUACUAAGUUUUGGGGAAGGCACAACCAGUGGGACCAUUUACAGAACCCUAUUAAUAUGUUACAUGUAAAUUUCAUCUGCCAUAUGUGCCCGACCAAGGAAAAGAAGAUUGAGAGUUGAGAGGGUAAAUUCUAGGUUGGUGAUACUUUAUAAACAUGAAAACAGAAAUAAGCAGCUCUGCAUGGACAUGAAAGAUAACAAAAUAAUGUCGAUGUGUGUUUAAUUAUAAACAUCUUGCUAAGUGAAAUAAGCUGGUCCCAAAAAGCCAAGUUAAUGUUUUCUUUUUGAUAUGUGGAAGCUACCCCAAAAUAAGGCAGGGGGUGAGGGUAAGAAUAGAAGUUCAGUAGAUUAGACAACAGGAAUGGAGGGAAGGGAGCAGGAAUAGAAAAAGGAAAGACAGUAUAAUGAAUCUGACAUAAUUUCCCAGCUGACAUAUAUGAAAACAAUUCAGUGAAACCCACCAUGAUGAUAUCCACAAGAAUGGGAACUUAAGUAGAAUAAGGUAUAUUCCAUGUUUUGUAUAAUUAUAUCAAAAUAAAUUCUACUGUCAUGAAUACCUAAAAAAAUAAUUAAAAAAUAAUAAAUAAUAAUAAUAAUAACACAUUUUUUAAUAUUUUGGAUGCAUAUUAAACUUCCUGUAUUUAAUAGGAGGAGUUUUUCAUGUGUCUAAACUAUUUUAAAAGUUCUCCAUUUUGGCAGAUCCCAGACUUUUUGAGACAUUAAUGAAAACUAUGAUCCCUCUGUAGGAAAAUACACAAAGAUAUAACCAUGCAACCUAUACCUGGAGUCUCUGAAAGUUACCAGAUUUUAGGUGACAGUCUCCAGCUCUUGACUAAGGAGACCUCAUUUAUUCAACUAUAUUUGCUCAGUAGAAAGGUAAUAACCUCCUCAUAAAGGUCUGUCACUGUUCCUACCUUUUGCCUCCAAACCCACAAGCUCCAGGCUCACUAAAGCAUGUUUUGUUGUGCUCGAAAACAGGGCUUCUGAAUAAAUCUAAGGCAGUAGCAGAGAAUUUUACAGUAUUUACGUAAUGAUUAAUAGGCACGAAUGUGAAGAGCCUUUUUCUUGUACAUCCAGCUCAAUAGCUCAGAUUCUUACCAUAUUUUGAUGUCUUAGCAUAUGUUUAAUAGAAAAAGGAGGAUUACUUAAACCAUUAUGCUUUUAGGUAGUGAAAUAUCGUAUGCUCUUUUAAAAUGAUGUUUGAAAGUAAUUAGUAAUUACCUAGAAAAAUGUGUGAUUUUAUUGCUUAGAUAAUAAAGCAGACUAGAAAAAAGUUCAAGUUGUGUAAUUGCAACUUAAAAAUAUAACACAUGGAGGGAAAAGAUGAGUAGGUACAGCAUUGGAAUAAUUAGUGAUUCUCUUUAGGGAAAUCCUUUCCUUGAAAAGGAUUUCUUUUCUUCCUUUCUUUCUAUUUGUUACAGUUUUAUUUUGCAGAUUGUUAUAAUUAACAUUUAUUAUUUUGUAUUAACAAUGAGAAAAGCACUUUAUUUGUAAAAUAUAGAAAAUAGCUUUCUGUAAAAAGAAAUUGUAUAUAUUAGUCUACUGGAAAAUUAUGUUCAAGCAAUGAUGCUUAGUCCUUACUAAUAAACAUUCAUGUGAUCAUGUAACACCAAAUAUUCUCUUUGGGACUGAGAAACUGUAUAGUUUGUUUAGUGAUUACUGACAGUGGAUGUUUCAAAUGGCUAAAUCAAGUUGUGGCAUAUAAUAUGUGUGUUGGAAUUUAUAAUUUUCUUAAAUUACUAAUAAAAGCACAUUUUGUUAACCUUGAAAAUGUGAAAUUUUUAAAAGUUAGGUACAAGCUUUGUUCCACUCUCUCUAUAAGAAUAUUAUUGGCACCCAUUCUUAAAUUGCAUUUGGUAAUGACACUUUUGUGGCAGUUGGUCACAUUUCUUAUUUCCGCUACAAGUAUCAGUUUGGGAUGGAUGUGCCUAACCACUGAGAUUUGUGGUUUGGGGUUGAAACUUUGUUAAGAUACUGAAAACUCUCACCCAGAGUGUAUGAAUUAAAUUUUUGGCUUCUACCUAUGAGUUGUGUGAAACCAAUACUAAAAUAACAUCUCAAGAGCUUUAAAAUCAACGAUUCCAGUAAAAUGGACAUAUUCCACAACAAACUUCUCUGAAGCUUGUGUAUACUUGGUUGGAUCACUGAUGACUGCCAAAGAACUUAAAAUUAUUCUACAUUGCUCAUUGGUAGGAGUUAAUAUGGGCAGCUGUGCCACCAUAUUGCACAAUUCCAUGAAGUUCAUUGUGAAUAGAGUAUGAAUGAUACUUCCCUGGAGUUGGGCAAACAUGUUGGAUUAUGCAUCAUUAUUUUCUUGUGGCACUCUUUCUGAACUUAUCAGAGCCAGUUUUCUAAAGAGAGGGAAAACAUUGUUGUGCAUUUUAAUACAAAGUCCUCAAAGAUUUUGAGAAAACCAUUUCCUUUCCAUUUGAUGAACUGUUCCGUUCAAGAACCUCAAUAUAUUUAAAUUCUUAUAUUAAUUUUCCUCCCUUUCAAUUACAAAGUUACCUUUCCUAUCAUUUUAAUGUGAAAAUUGGAAUAUAUGAUGAUAAGAUGUAACAGGCUAUGUUUGCAGGCCCUUUUGAGGUGAGGUGGAGGUGGGUGGGAGCAUAGGAAGAGUGUAGCAUUUGUUUCUCUCUCUCUCUUUUGGUUAGGCAUCCCAUCAAAUCAUCUUUGCAUUUUAUUUUUUUUAUAAUCAUUUGUACCACCAAUUUUAUAUAUAUUUUUUUCAAUUUGAAAUAUUAAAACAUCAUUUUAAAUAGUGCUGUGUUAAUACCAGAUUUGACUAUAGUUUCCAGUUGCUAUUUAAUGGUUUACUUAUUGUAACCGCCAAUCUUUUCUUUUGUACUUGAAAAGUACAAACAUAUGACCUUUCCAGACCCAGGAAAGAACCUCCCUAAAUGGAGUACAUGGGUUCUGCAACUGUGGAAAAUGUGGCAAGUGCAGAUUUGGUGGCCUCUGAUCACCAGUGUCUGGCAACCAUAUUCUCUUCUCACAGGAUGGGCUGGGAAUAUGUCCAGGCAGUACACUUAAGUGAAUCCAACAGUUGAACCUAUCAUGGAAGGGUGCCAUGCAAAGAGGCAUCUGGAGAAGAGAAGACCGCUAGUAUGAUUCCCUGAAGAAACAGUGUUUAGAUGGGGUAGGAGAGUUGUGGAUUUAUGGACAGAGAAAGAGGUAUAGAAACAAAAGUAAGCCAGUUAUUUCUACAUGGGACAGUAGGGCAGCUUUCAUGGAGAAAGGACUAUCUGAACAGUUAUAUAGCUAUAAAUUAAAAAUAUUAUAGAUUGGAGGAAAUUUCAUUAACAAAAGUGCAGCCAUCUAAGGGUAUAGCUUAUUUGUAGAUACAUUCAAUUUAGGUUAGUAAUGUGAAUUUGUGUAAUAACACAUAAUGCCUCUGACUGUUAGUUUUUAAUCAUUAAAUGAGGGGCAGUGAUACUAACUUAAUAUGAACACUUUGAGGAUCAGAUAUGAUCUUGAAGGGCUUAGAGAAGUAACUGCCAUUCAGUACCACAUUCAGCAGUUGGAGUUAUCAUGCUAAGGAAGGCAGCAAUGCUGCUAAUCUGAACACAACCAGCCUUGAGAUGCAGCUGUAAUUUCCCCUUUCUCUAGAUAAGUGGAAACUGACCCAAGCUUGUUGCCAGAUAGAUUGUUCCCUGCACUAGAAAGAGCAGAGAAUCCAAUGAUCUUAUUGGAGAGGAAAUUACAUCAGCAUUAUGUGGAAUGUGUAGCAGAAUAGUCAAUGGAGAGAGAAACUAGAAAGAAAGCAAUAAAAAGUCAAAGGGAAUAAAGUCUUUGAAAUUGUGUCUAGAAUGGAAUUGUGUCUAUAAGUUAACAAACCUGAGAGAGAUUUUUUUAGGAGUCUAUAGCUUUGGGUUGUUUAAGAAGGAAUGUGUUAUGUCACUUCAUGUGUACAGAGGUCAAUGAUGGUUCUUUCUCUCAUCUUUUAAUCUGUGAUUGCCAUUCUGAGUAACAGCAGGAGCUGGAGAUUAAUAGAUGUAUGAAGAUGCACAUUCUGAUUGGUGGCUUAGAUGAUAUUCAAAGUCAAGUAAGAAUCUGAAAGUAUCCAUAGAUGGGUAGAUACAACUAGUAGAAGUUGGACCAUUUUGGACAUCCCCAAAACAAAAUAAUACAUUUAAAGAAAGAACAUAUAACAGAUAUCCCAUCAUCCAAGUCAGGGAAUUACCAGCUAAGAAAUGGCAAGUUUAGAGCUAUGGGCAAGAGUCAACAAUAGAACUCAGCCCUUACCAGGGUUCAGUUGGUUUGACCACUGAAAUAGUUCCUUAAAUUACCAUCUUCUCAGUUUCCACUGUUUGUUCAUCAUUAGAUGUGGUAUGGUUCUCAUAUAGCUGGAGGAGCACUAAGUUAGAAGAAUCAAUCAGGGUAUAGUAGGUAUUGAAAGAUGUACCAGGGAUCUUUGCAUCUUUUGCUUAUAAAAGCAAAAUGGAAAUUGCUGAGAAUGAUGGAGGUUCCGUAAAAGAGAGGGAAACUUGUGGUUCAUUUUUGGAAAACAGGAACUACAGCCAUACCAGAGACUUAGCAGCAGCUAUAUUGAAGUUCAUGUGGUCUGCAUGCCUCCACUCUGUUCUCCUCACAUUAAUCAUGAUAUCGUACAUUCAACAUUUAAAAACUUUAGAGAGCCUCAGACUGAUCUGGACUCUGACCAUAAUUGGUUUCUGUCCUGAGCAGUGUCAUGAAGAUAUGACCCCUUCAACUUCCUUUGUGGGAGGUAGUCACUGUUUCCUAAAACAAUGUGCAAUGUGAGGAGGUCUCCUAAACAGAGACUGGGUACUGAUUAGUUAGGAAAGGUAUUGGAUAUAAGACAGAUGUCUUCCCAGGAGACACCGAAGCAAAGAAGUAGAGAGACAAGAGCGGUAACAAAAAAAGGCAAAGGAAUAGAGAAAAAAGAUUUACACUGACUGGGCCAACCACUACCUAGCAAAAUCAGGCCACAAGCGGCUGAUCAAGGAUUUGCAACAGGACAUCGCAGAUGGAGUACUGCUAGCAGAAAUCAUCCAGAUCAUUGCAAAUGAAAAAGUUGAAGAUAUCAAUGGAUGUCCUAGAAGUCAGUCUCAGAUGAUUGAAAAUGUUGAUGUCUGCCUUAGUUUUCUAGCAGCUAGAGGAGUAAAUGUUCAAGGUCUUUCUGCUGAAGAAAUAAGAAAUGGAAACCUAAAAGCCAUUCUAGGACUGUUUUUUAGUUUGUCUCGCUACAAACAGCAACAACACCAUCAACAACAGUACUACCAGUCCUUGGUGGAACUUCAGCAGAGAGUCACUCACACUUCGCCUCAGUCGGAAGCCAAUCAGGCCAAAACCCAACAAGAUAUGCAGUCCAGUCUGACAGCCAGAUAUGCAACUCAGUCUAAUCACAGUGGAAUUGCAACCAGUCAAAAAAAGCCUACUAGGCUUCCAGGACCCUCUAGGGUGCCAGCUGCAGGCAGCAGCAGCAAAGUCCAGGGAGCCUCCAAUUUAAAUAGAAGAAGUCAGAGCUUUAACAGCAUUGACAAAAACAAGCCUCCAAAUUAUGCAAAUGGAAAUGAAAAAGAUUCCUCCAAAGUCCCUCAACCGUCUUCAGGUGUAAAUGGUAACAUGCAGCCUCCCAGCACUGCUGGCCAGCCCCCUGCCUCUGCCAUCCCUUCUCCUAGUGCCAGCAAGCCCUGGCGCAGCAAGUCCAUGAAUGUCAAGCACAGUGCCACCUCUACCAUGCUGACCGUGAAGCAGCCAAGCCCAGCCACCUCUCCCACACCAUCCUCCGACAGACUGAAGCCACCCGUCUCAGAAGGGGUCAAAACUGCGCCUUCGGGUCAGAAAUCCAUGCUUGAAAAGUUCAAGCUGGUUAAUGCCCGGACUGCUCUACGUCCACCACAGUCUUCGAGUUCAGGACCUAGUGAUGGUGGGAAGGAUGAUGAUGCCUUUUCUGAAUCUGGUGAAAUGGAAGGUUUUAACAGUGGCCUGAAUAGUGGUGGCUCAACGAAUAGCAGUCCCAAAGUGUCACCUAAAUUGGCCCCUCCAAAAGCUGGAAGCAAAAAUCUCAGCAAUAAAAAGUCUUUGCUACAGCCAAAGGAAAAAGAGGAGAAGAACAGGGACAAAAAUAAAGUUUGCACUGAAAAACCAGUCAAGGAAGAGAAGGAUCAGGUGACGGAGACAGCUCCUAAAAAGACCUCUAAAAUUGCAAGCUUGAUCCCAAAGGGCAGCAAGACGACAGCAGCCAAGAAGGAAAGCUUAAUUCCAUCUUCCAGUGGGAUUCCAAAACCAGGCUCAAAGGUUCCAACAGCAAAGCAAACCAUUUCACCUAGCAGUGCAGCAAGCAAAGAGUCUGAAAAAUUCAGGACUACCAAGGGAAGCCCUUCCCAGUCCUUACCUAAGCCCAUAACCACUGAGAAAGCAAGUGCAUCCAACUGCCCUGCUCCUCUGGAAGGGAGGGAAGCUGGCCAUGCUUCUCCUUCCAAUUCCUGUACUGUGCCAGUGGUGCAAAGCAGUGGGCAGAGCACAGGAAAUGGUGCUGUCCAUCUCCCUCAGCAGCAGCAACACAGUCACCCAAACACUGCCACAGUGGCUCCAUUCAUUUACAGAGCACAUUCAGAAAAUGAAGGUACCUCUUCACCAUCUGCUGAUUCCUGUACCAGUCCUACAAAGAUGGACUCCUUGUAUAGUAAGACUGCUAAGCAGUGCCUAGAGGAGAUAUCUGGUGAAGACCCUGAAACAAGAAGAAUGAGAACAGUUAAAAACAUUGCAGAUUUGAGGCAGAAUUUAGAAGAAACUAUGUCUAGUCUUCGUGGGACCCAGAUAAGCCACAGCACCCUGGAGACAACAUUUGACAGCACUGUGACAACAGAAGUGAAUGGAAGGACCAUACCCAACCUGACAAGUCGACCCACUCCCAUGACCUGGAGGCUGGGCCAGGCAUGUCCCCGCCUGCAGGCGGGUGAUGCUCCCUCCAUGGGUGCUGGCUACCCGCGUAGUGGUACCAGUCGGUUCAUCCACACUGACCCCUCCAGGUUCAUGUACACAACGCCUCUUCGCAGAGCUGCCGUCUCACGGCUGGGAAACAUGUCACAGAUUGACAUGAGCGAGAAAGCAAGCAGUGAUCUGGACAUGUCUUCUGAAGUGGAUGUUGGUGGAUAUAUGAGCGAUGGUGAUAUUCUUGGGAAAAGUCUCAGAACUGAUGACAUCAACAGUGGGUACAUGACAGAUGGAGGGCUUAACCUGUACACUCGGAGUCUGAACCGAAUACCAGACACAACUACUUCAAGAGAUGUCAUUCAGAGAGGUGUUCAUGAUGUGACUGUGGAUGCAGACAGCUGGGAUGAUAGCAGUUCUGUGAGCAGUGGCCUGAGUGACACCCUCGAUAACAUCAGCACUGAUGACCUGAACACCACGUCUUCAGUCAGCUCUUAUUCCAACAUCACUGUCCCUUCCAGAAAGAACACUCAGCUGAAGACGGAUUCGGAGAAACGUUCCGCAGCAGAUGAGACCUGGGACAGUCCCGAAGAGCUGAAAAAAAUAGAAGAGGAUUUUGACAGUCAUGGCGAUGGAGGUAGCAAGUGGAAGAGUAGCUCCUCGGGACUUCCUGAGGACCCUGAGAAGACCAGCCAGAAAGCUUCCCUGUCUGUUUCUCAAACGGGUUCCUGGAGGAGAGGCACAUCCACCCAGGGAGGGACUCCAGCCAGACAGAAAGCUGGGACAAGUGCACUCAAGACUCCUGGGAAAACUGAUGAUGCCAAAGCUUCUGAGAAAGGGAAAACUCCCCUGAAAGGAUCCUCCCUACAAAGGUCUCCUUCAGAUGCAGGGAAAAGCAGUGGAGAUGAGGGGAAAAAGCCCCCCUCAGGCAUUGGAAGAUCCACUGCCACCAGCUCAUUUGGAUUUAAGAAACCAAGUGGAGUAGGGUCUUCUACUAUGAUCACUAGCAGCGGAGCAACUAUAACAAGCGGCUCAGCAACACUGGGCAAAAUCCCCAAAUCUGCCGCCAUUGGUGGGAAGUCAAAUGCAGGGAGGAAAACCAGUUUGGAUGGUUCACAGAAUCAAGAUGACGUUGUGCUGCAUGUGAGCUCCAAGACCACCCUACAGUACCGCAGCUUGCCUCGCCCUUCAAAGUCCAGCACCAGUGGUAUUCCUGGACGAGGUGGCCACAGGUCUAGUACCAGCAGUAUUGACUCCAAUGUCAGCAGCAAGUCAGCUGGUGCCACCACCUCAAAACUAAGAGAACCAACUAAGAUUGGGUCGGGGCGCUCAAGCCCUGUCACUGUCAACCAAACAGACAAGGAGAAAGAAAAAGUAGCAGUCUCAGAUUCAGAGAGUGUUUCUUUGUCAGGUUCCCCUAAAUCCAGCCCCACCUCUGCCAGUGCCUGUGGCACUCAAGGGCUCAGACAGCCAGGAUCCAAGUAUCCAGAUAUUGCUUCACCUACAUUUCGAAGGUUGUUUGGUGCCAAGGCAGGUGGCAAAUCUGCCUCUGCACCUAAUACGGAGGGUGUGAAAUCCUCCUCAGUAAUGCCCAGCCCUAGUACCACAUUAGCGCGACAAGGCAGUCUGGAAUCACCGUCGUCUGGUACGGGCAGCAUGGGCAGUGUUGGAGGGCUAAGUGGCAGCAGCAGCCCACUCUUCAAUAAACCCUCAGACUUAACUACAGAUGUUAUAAGCUUAAGUCACUCCUUGGCCUCCAGUCCAGCAUCGGUUCACUCUUUCACAUCAGGUGGUCUUGUGUGGGCUGCCAAUAUGAGCAGUUCCUCUGCAGGCAGCAAGGACACUCCGAGUUACCAGUCCAUGACUAGCCUCCAUACGAGCUCUGAGUCCAUUGACCUGCCCCUCAGCCAUCAUGGCUCCCUGUCUGGACUGACCACAGGCACUCACGAGGUUCAGAGCCUGCUCAUGAGAACGGGUAGUGUGAGAUCUACUCUCUCAGAAAGCAUGCAGCUUGACAGAAAUACACUACCCAAAAAGGGACUAAGAUAUACCCCAUCAUCUCGGCAGGCCAACCAAGAAGAAGGCAAAGAGUGGCUGCGUUCUCAUUCCACCGGAGGGCUGCAGGAUACUGGCAACCAGUCACCUCUGGUCUCCCCUUCUGCCAUGUCAUCUUCUGCUACAGGAAAAUACCACUUUUCUAACUUGGUGAGUCCAACCAAUCUGUCUCAGUUUAACCUCCCUGGGCCUAGCAUGAUGCGCUCCAACAGCAUCCCAGCCCAGGACUCUUCCUUUGAUCUCUAUGAUGACUCCCAGCUUUGUGGGAGCGCCACUUCUCUGGAGGAAAGGCCACGGGCCAUCAGUCAUUCAGGAUCAUUCAGAGACAGCAUGGAAGAAGUUCAUGGCUCUUCGUUAUCAUUGGUUUCCAGCACUUCUUCUCUUUACUCUACAGCUGAAGAAAAGGCUCAUUCAGAGCAAAUUCAUAAACUACGGAGAGAGCUGGUUGCAUCUCAAGAAAAAGUUGCUACCCUGACAUCUCAACUUUCAGCAAAUGCUCACCUUGUAGCAGCUUUUGAAAAGAGUUUAGGGAAUAUGACUGGCCGAUUGCAAAGUCUAACCAUGACAGCGGAACAAAAGGAGUCUGAACUUAUAGAAUUAAGGGAGACCAUUGAAAUGCUGAAGGCCCAGAACUCUGCUGCCCAGGCGGCCAUUCAGGGGGCCCUAAAUGGCCCAGACCACCCUCCAAAAGAUCUCCGCAUCAGAAGACAGCAUUCCUCUGAAAGUGUUUCCAGUAUCAACAGUGCCACAAGCCAUUCCAGCAUUGGCAGUGGUAAUGAUGCUGACUCCAAGAAAAAGAAAAAGAAAAACUGGGUGAACUCUAGAGGAAGUGAGCUGAGAAGUUCUUUCAAACAAGCCUUUGGAAAGAAAAAGUCCACCAAGCCCCCAUCUUCACAUUCAGACAUUGAAGAACUUACUGAUUCAUCUCUCCCGGCAUCUCCCAAGUUGCCCCAUAGUGCUGGUGACUGUGGUUCAACAUCCAUGAAGCCCUCUCAAUCUACCUCAGCGAUCUGUGAAUGCACAGAGGCUGAGGCAGAGAUAAUUCUGCAGCUGAAGAGCGAGCUCAGAGAAAAGGAAUUAAAAUUAACAGAUAUUCGGUUGGAGGCCCUCAGCUCUGCUCAUCAUCUUGAUCAGAUCCGGGAAGCCAUGAACCGGAUGCAGAAUGAAAUUGAGAUACUGAAGGCUGAGAACGACCGGUUGAAGGCUGAGACUGGUAACUCUGCAAAGCCUGCACGGCCACCUUCUGAGUCCUCUAGCAGCACCUCCUCUUCCUCUUCAAGGCAGUCCCUCGGGCUGUCUCUCAACAACCUGAACAUCACAGAGUCUGUUACCUCAGAUAUUUUGCUAGAUGAUGCUGGAGAUGCAACUGGACACAAAGAUGGCCGCAGUGUGAAAAUUAUAGUCUCCAUAAGCAAGGGCUAUGGUCGAGCAAAGGAUCAGAAAUCUCAGGCAUAUUUGAUAGGAUCCAUUGGUGUUAGUGGAAAAACCAAAUGGGAUGUCUUAGAUGGUGUUAUUAGACGUCUCUUUAAGGAAUAUGUACUUCGAAUUGAUACAUCCUCCAGCCUUGGUCUGAGCUCUGACUGCAUUGCCAGUUACUGUAUAGGAGACUUAAUUAGAUCCCAGAACCUUGAAGUGCCUGAACUGCUGCCGUGUGGGUACCUUGUUGGUGAUAACAACAUCAUCACUGUGAACCUGAAAGGGGUAGAAGAAAACAGUUUGGACAGUUUUGUUUUUGAUACACUGAUUCCUAAACCAAUUACCCAAAGGUACUUUAACUUGUUGAUGGAGCAUCACAGAAUUAUACUCUCAGGACCCAGUGGUACUGGAAAGACCUAUUUAGCAAACAAACUUGCUGAAUAUGUAAUAACCAAAUCUGGAAGGAAAAAAACAGAGGAUGCAAUUGCCACUUUUAAUGUGGAUCACAAGUCAAGUAAGGAAUUGCAACAAUAUCUAGCUAACCUGGCUGAACAGUGCAGUGCUGAUAAUAAUGGUGUAGAGCUCCCAGUUGUAAUAAUUCUUGAUAAUCUUCAUCAUGUGGGCUCUUUGAGUGAUAUCUUCAACGGUUUCCUCAACUGUAAAUAUAGCAAAUGUCCAUAUAUUAUUGGAACAAUGAAUCAGGGAGUUUCUUCAUCACCCAAUCUAGAGCUGCACCACAAUUUCAGAUGGGUAUUGUGUGCAAACCACACAGAACCAGUGAAAGGCUUUUUAGGCAGAUAUCUUCGAAGGAAACUGAUAGAGAUGGAAAUUGAAAGGAACAUACGCAAUAAUGACUUAGUCAAAAUUAUAGAUUGGAUUCCUAAGACGUGGCAUCAUCUGAACAGUUUUUUGGAAACACAUAGUUCUUCUGAUGUUACCAUUGGUCCCCGACUUUUCCUUCCUUGCCCCAUGGAUGUAGAAGGUUCUAGAGUGUGGUUCAUGGAUCUUUGGAACUAUUCUUUGGUACCUUAUAUUCUGGAGGCAGUGAGAGAAGGUCUUCAGAUGUAUGGGAAGCGUGCACCCUGGGAAGAUCCCUUAAAGUGGGUGCUUGACACAUACCCAUGGAGCUCAGCCUCUCUGCCUCAGGAAGGACCAGCAUUACUUCAGUUGCGACCAGAAGAUGUUGGAUAUGAGGGCUGCACCUCUGCUAAGGAAGCCACAACCUCAAAGCACAUUCCACAGACAGACACUGAGGGGGACCCCCUGAUGAAUAUGCUAAUGAAACUCCAAGAAGCAGCCAAUUACUCAGGCACACAAAGCUGUGACAGCGGUAGCACCAGCCACCAUGAAGACGUUUUGGAUUCUUCUCUUGAAUCCACCCUUUAGAGGGUGGACAGAGUUAGGGGAAAAGAUGAUGCUUUAAAAAAAAAAAGUGUUUUAAAAGAAAGGUAUUUUCACUAAACCACUGCCAGUAUAAAAGCACCCUGUCAGGGGCCCUGACCCAGAGUCGUGGUCUUCAAGGAGGCAGCAGAACUAAGUCGGAACCGCCAAGAUGCUAAAUUGAAAUGGGAGCUUAACUUUAUUUUAUUUCUAGGCAUUUUUUAUAUCCAUGGAGUAAGAGAAGGCUCCAUUACUCAACUGGAAAGGACCCUAAUGACAGGGCAACUGAAGAGAUUGCACAUGGGAUAGCCAAACUGGACUUUAGUUUCUUCCUCUUUAAAAGUUUACAAUGCAGACCUUUUUUUGUCCCUUCCUUCUGUUUCCUCUGAGGGGCUGUUCUCCCCAGGCAGGGUCCAUUCUUCUGAUCCGUCCAACCUCCUCUGUGCCACAUGGUGCUGGUCACAGGGCUCCAGUAGUGUUUGUGUUGUGCGCUCACCCCAUUCCAGAAUGAAUCCAAGAGGCCAGUCCUCCAUAAGCACAAGCGGAAUUGUGCAACCACCAGAAAAAAACACUACUGUGGCAAACUGGAGAAGUGCCAACUCAAUUCUAACUGCCAUGGUCUCAUGACGUGCGCCACCCACUUUUUAGUGUAUGAGUCCCAGGUUUUAUAAGGUUGUUUUUACCACCGUGGUCUUUUUAAACCACCUGCCCACUCCCUUAACAAGAGUUUUAUACCAAUUAUUAGUCAACACUGACAAAAGGCUUUCUUAGGGCUUUAUUUGUUUGAGCCUUUUCAGUGAAAGAAGGAACAUUUCCUAUGGUGCUGUCUCACUGCCUUAAAACAGAUUUCUACAACAGGUUAGUUAACAGUUGGUUUAAAUCCUAAACCAUUGGUAAUUUCCACUGUCUUUUCAUUUACAACCAAGAACACCAGUUAUCACAGUAGCUUCAUCUCUAUAUAUCAUUUUUUUUUGUUUUGCUUUGUUUUGUUUUGAAGAAAUGGAUAGGAGAAAGAUCAGUAUUUUUAUCUCAUGAAUAGAUUGCUUUGCCUAUCCUCAAAGUAUUCGAGUAACCCAGGAACCCUCUUUGACCGUCACAGAAAAGCAGAGACGUGGCUAAAUUCCAUCCAGUUCUAAGUGAAAGAGUUUCAGAAGGUGGGAGAUUUUGAAUUCGUAUCCAGCAGAGCUGGAAGCACUAGAUGCAGCAUGAGCACAACUAUUUGGCUUUCCUUCCCUAUUCUUUCUUAUAUAUUUUUUUAAAAUUAGUUUUGACGCAUGUUGUUUUGAUUGCUAUUGUUGUACAUGAGAAAUUCAGCAUUAAAGAACACUGAAGCAGUAAAGUCACUGUGGAAGAGGAAGCGUUGAUACUGUAAAAGAAGGUUAGAUUUGCACAGUCUACUGGGUAGGUAUUGUAAAUAAUAAUUUUUCAAACUUGCACAAAUCAAAUCAAACAAACAAAAUUGUAUUUUAUCCCGUUGGUGUUAAGAGGUGUUUCACUUGCUGAGAUUUCCUGUACGUUGCAAACAAAUACAGAAUGCAAACCCUCAAAGCUGUUAUUAUCUGGUGUGUUUGUCCUGUGUUUACAGUUGGUAUGACUAUGCAGGAGCUAUCAGUGCUAGAGUGAGCAUGCUUCAAAACUGUACAUGAAGCCAAUACAUUUUUGGAUAAAUAAAACUGUCUGAGAGUACAUCUGUUGUGGCAGGCUUUAAAGAGAGUGCAUGAAAACUGAUCAGUCAUUGGAGAAGUUACCAUCACACACAGAGGACAGGUGUUAGGUUUAUGAAACCCAAGGGCUAGGCCAUGGCAUAGACUAGUUCUGUGAGUGUGAAAAAGUGUGACCUUUAGGACGUGUAAUUGGUGCUAUCCUCUGUGACCACCCAUGGGUCAGUUGCUACAGAACAAUAACAUCAACCCAAGACAUCAGUGCCGCUUUCAGAGUGUUUCUAAGUGCAUAGGUCCUUACAUGGUGCUAUUGCCCUGAGGGAAUUGGAGCUGAAUUUAUGCACAUAGAAUUGUCACCCUGACUUUGAAGCCUCAAACAUGGAUCAAAUCUGUUGUGCACCAUCAAUUUAUGUAGCUGGAUGAGUGACUAGUUGCCCUUGUAUAAUAUGUGAUCUAAGAAAAUUGCUAAUCUUUCCCUGCCAUUUUGAGAAACACAGUCCAAACAUGAGCAUAAACAGAAAUUCCUGCAAUACAUGCCAGUAGGUCCACCUAGUUUACAACUUAAACUAGUUUGUGAAACAUUUGUCUGUAUACAUUUUAUAUUUUGUACAUUUUGAUGUAACAUAUCAUGUAAAUAGGCAGAAACAGUGAAAUAAAUCAUCUGAAAAGUUUUGUAGUCUUUGUAAAGCCCCAACAAUAAGUACUUGGUGUCAAUGGACUUAACUGGAUGACGUAUUUUCUAUUGGUUUAUUGUUCCUCUAGCUUGUAAACCAGCUUGCAUAUAUUUUUUUGCAAAUGUGCACCCUGUAUCUGUCUAAAUUAUUACUUUGCCAUUAAAGUGGAAUUAUUUAUUGACAACAA
This is a messenger RNA of Marmota monax (woodchuck), 16405 nucleotides long. It is a transcript of the gene Nav3, whose product is annotated as neuron navigator 3. Gene Ontology annotation, biological process: neurogenesis; nervous system development. The coding region runs from base 7209 to 13889 and encodes 2226 amino acids. The record is from RefSeq and is a predicted model, not a curated record. NCBI's taxonomy places the organism in Eukaryota, Metazoa, Chordata, Mammalia, Rodentia, Sciuridae. The transcript has 39 exons. Gene Ontology annotation, molecular function: ATP hydrolysis activity; ATP binding; protein binding.